This is a messenger RNA of Perognathus longimembris pacificus (Pacific pocket mouse), 2757 nucleotides long. RefSeq names its product phosphorylated CTD interacting factor 1 (gene Pcif1). The transcript has 17 exons. The coding region runs from base 306 to 2486 and encodes 726 amino acids. Gene Ontology annotation, cellular component: nucleus. Gene Ontology annotation, molecular function: mRNA (2'-O-methyladenosine-N6-)-methyltransferase activity; RNA polymerase II C-terminal domain binding. The record is from RefSeq and is a predicted model, not a curated record. NCBI's taxonomy places the organism in Eukaryota, Metazoa, Chordata, Mammalia, Rodentia, Heteromyidae.
CCGGCCCGGGACACAAGAUGGCGGCAGCGGCGCUGGGGAGGGCGAGGCGGAGGCGGCAAAACAGGCGGUCGAGCAGAACGUGUAGCCGAAUCCCCUCGAGUCCGCUUCGGGCAGCUGCUGAUGCCAGGAGUCCCCAGGGCUCCUGUCCACUUCACUGCUGACUUGCCCACCCACCUGUGCCGAGCUUCCUGCAGGCCUCCCCACUUCUUCUGUGGGAUCCUGUGACGUGAGGUCAGCCCGGCUGGAGAAGAAAACCCUCUCAUGCUAGCAUUGCAGACCCCAGAGGGUCCUGUGUGGGUGCUGAGAUGGCCAAUGAGAAUCAUGGUAGCCCCCGGGAGGAAGCUUCCCUGCUGAGUCACUCCCCAGGCACCUCCAAUCAGAGCCAGCCCUGUUCUCCAAAGCCAGUGCGUCUGGUACAGGAUCUCCCAGAGGAGCUGGUGCACGCAGGUUGGGAGAAGUGCUGGAGCCGGAGAGAGAACCGUCCCUACUACUUCAACCGAUUCACCAACCAGUCCCUGUGGGAGAUGCCAGUGCUGGGCCAGCACGAUGUGAUUUCGGACCCUUUGGGGUUGAAUGCAACCCCACUGCCCCAAGACUCAAGCCUGGUGGAAACCCCUCCAGUCGAGAACAAGUCCAGAAAGCGGCAGCUCUCGGAAGAGCAGCCGAGUGGCAAUGGUGUGAAGAAGCCCAAGAUUGAAAUCCCUGUGACGCCCACAGGCCAGUCGGUGCCCAGCUCACCCAGCAUCCCAGGAACCCCAACACUCAAGAUUUGGGGUGCAUCUUCUGAAGAUAAGCAGCAGGCAGCGCUUCUCCGGCCCACUGAGGUGUACUGGGACCUGGAUAUCCAGACCAAUGCUGUCAUCAAACACCGGGGGCCUUCAGAGAUCCUGCCUCCGCAUCCCGAAGUGGAGCUGCUUCGCUCCCAGCUCAUCUUGAAGCUCCGGCAGCACUACCGGGAGCUGUGCCAGCAGCGGGAAGGAAUUGAGCCUCCCCGGGAAUCUUUCAACCGCUGGAUGCUGGAACGCAAGGUGGUAGACAAAGGAUCUGAUCCCCUGUUGCCAAGCAACUGUGAACCAGUCGUGUCGCCUUCCAUGUUUCGUGAAAUCAUGAAUGACAUUCCCAUCAGGUUAUCUCGAAUCAAGUUCCGGGAGGAAGCCAAGCGCCUACUCUUCAAAUACGCAGAGGCUGCCAGGCGGCUUAUCGAGUCCAGGAGUGCAUCCCCUGACAGCAGGAAGGUAGUCAAGUGGAAUGUGGAAGAUACCUUCAGCUGGCUGCGAAAGGACCAUUCGGCCUCCAAGGAGGACUACAUGCCCUGCAGUUGCCUGCCACCCCGGCUGAGACCCUUGGCUUCCACAAGUAUCCUGACCUGGAGUCUUCUCCAGGACCGCCUGGAGCACCUGCGGAGGCAGUGCGGCCCCCACGUCUCAGCCGCAGCCAAGGACUCUGUGGAAGGAAUCUGCAGCAAGAUCUACCACAUCUCCCUGGAGUAUGUCAAACGGAUCCGAGAGAAGCACCUCGCCAUCCUCAAGGAAAACAAUAUUCCAGAGGAGGUGGAGGCCUCUGAGAUGGAGCCCCGCCUGGUGUACUGCUACCCGGUGCGGCUGGCUGUGUCUGCGCCCCCCAUGCCCAGCGUGGAGAUGCACAUGGAAAAUAAUGUGGUCUGCAUCCGGUAUAAGGGAGAAAUGGUCAAGGUCAGCCGCAACUACUUCAGCAAGCUGUGGCUCCUUUACCGCUACAGCUGUAUCGAUGACUCUGCCUCGGAGCGGUUCUUACCCCGGGUCUGGUGUCUUCUCCGGCGGUACCAGAUGAUGUUUGGAGUGGGCCUCUACGAGGGGACUGGCCUGCAGGGAUCCCUUCCAGUGCACGUCUUUGAGGCUCUCCACCGACUCUUUGGCGUCAGCUUUGAAUGCUUUGCCUCACCUCUCAACUGCUACUUCCGCCAGUACUGUUCUGCCUUCCCUGACACAGAUGGCUACUUUGGUUCCCGAGGCCCCUGUCUGGACUUCGCCCCACUGAGUGGUUCCUUUGAGGCCAACCCUCCGUUCUGUGAGGAGCUCAUGGAUGCAAUGGUCUCUCACUUUGAGAAACUGCUAGAUAGCUCACCUGAGCCCCUGUCCUUCAUCGUGUUCAUCCCCGAGUGGCGGGAACCCCCCACACCAGUGCUCACCCGCAUGGAGCAGAGCCGCUUCAAACGCCACCAGCUGGUCCUGCCUGCCUUUGAGCACGAAUACCGCAGUGGCUCCCAGCACAUCUGCAAGAAGGAGGAAAUGCACUACAAGGCCGUCCACAACACAGCCGUGCUCUUCCUACAGAAUGAACCUGGCUUUACCAAGUGGGGACCGACACCUGAGCGGUUACAGGAGCUGACCACUGCCUACCGGCAGUCAGCCCGAAGCCAUGGCUCCAGUUCUUCCUCAUCUUCAGAGGCCAAGGACCGGGACUCAGGCCGAGAGCAGGGCCCUAGCCGCGAGCCUCACCCCACUUAACACAACCUGCGGGGAGGAGGAGCCCCACGGGUGCUGUUUGAAUGGCUGGGACUCCAGGGCCCUCUCCUGGGGUGGCAGCAGGACUUGGACUGCCAAUGACAUAGGAAUAUUAUGGCUCUGCUAGGGCUCCCCCUCCCUGCCUCUGCCUCCUCUCUCCACCUCGGACUGGUCUCCAAGUCCCCAUUGUAAAUAGGCCCAUGUCUUCCCAACCCCACACUGACCCUGUUGCUGCCUUGUUUCAUUUGUAAAAGGAAAUACAGAACCCCACCAA